AGAAAGCCCUCCCUCAUGUGGGCGAGGUUAAUUUAAUGGAGCAUAUUGCUCUACGGUCACACGCCAACAUUUACAGCGUUUUCCAGUCGUCUUUGCUGCAAGAUUCCCUCCUAAAGCUGUCCUCUACAACUCACCAGUGAAAAGCAGUUUCACAAGUGAUGGCUGGACAGGCUAAUGUUGUGUUUAUACUUACACUGCUAAUAGUAUCAGUAUCUUCACAGAUUUCAACUCUUUAUGAUGUCAUUAAUUCUUCUCCUUUUAAUGAAUCUAAUCUCACUACAACUGAUCCUAACUCAAACUGUGCCGCUAUGAAUCUGAAGAAUUGUUUUGGUAAUACUUCUAAACUAACUGAUAGAGACUUUGGUCCAAUGGAUUCAUUCAAUGGUCAAUUAGGAAGAUUCUUUGCUUUUAAUCAAAAUGACAGUAGACUGACCUUUACUGCGUUCUCUGCUGUAUCAACAGUAGUACUGUAUUUCUUUAAUUCUCCUGCUGACGGUAUUGGACUGCCUCAGCUAGAGGUUAUUUUGUCUGGCAAUAAAACUAUUCCUUAUUUCUUCUCUAAUAAUGAUGAACUAACACUAACUGACUCUCAACUGAGAACUGUCACAUUACAACUCAAUCAAAGUUUAUCAACAUUUCAGAUUGAUUUCAUAUUUCCAGUCAACAGUAAAAUCAAUUGGUUUUUAGUCAGUGAAGUUCAGUUCUUUAAUGAUACUCUUGUACCUGCUCCAAUGGAAGAUAUUGUAUUUAAGGAUGGUAGUAUCAGUGUAGUGACAUUAGGACCAGAUAACAUUCAGUCUUCAAUCAGUAUCAACUGUACUGUACUCAAUAAUGGAUCAUUUCACUGGAACUGGCUAGUCAAUAAUACUAUACCUAUAACUGAUGAAUUAUUCAUUGAAGAUGCUACCAGAACUAGUAUACUAUACAUUAAUGGACUCUCUUACUCUAAUGAAGGAAACUACACUUGUACUGCUAACAGUACUGUUGGGAGUAUGGCAUCAAAAAUUAUUGAGCUAAAAAUAGUUUCACCAGUUACUAGCAGUAUAAUGCCCACCAGUACCAGUACUAGUACCACACAGGGGCCCACUAUGAUUAUAGAGACACCCAUUUCUUCGACCAGCCAAUCUAUUCAAUCUACAUCUACAGAAACCCAAUCAGUUACACCAGCUCCUACUGGUAAUACCUCUCCAUCAUCUAACACUGGACUGGUCAUUGGUCUAGCAGUUACCAUAGUACUGAUUGUUCUACUAGUAAUAGCAGUGAUAGUCUGUAUCAUCAUUGUCAUAUACUGUAAACGUAAGCAAAAACCUUUCAUUAAAGACGCUCCUCUAAGAACCAGUAUCAAGUAUAAUGUUACUGAUCUCGGUCAGUCCAAAGAGGAGGAGGCUGGCAUGGAGCAAUACGCUGUGGUUCAUAAAGAACAACCUCCUCCAAUACCUCCUCAGAACUUCAGUGCAGUUGAGUAUGAUGUCAUUGAAUUAAAAGAAACUAAUAAACCUAAACUAGCUCAGAUAUCAACAUUCGCUGGUUUCCAAAUGAUCGACAAUGCUUUGUAUGAUAAGUCCCCUACAGUCAUCACUGGUCAUUAUUCUUAUGCUGGAGAUUGUGAAGGCGACAUUUAUUCUGAGCCACAAUGGAAGAGUGAGAAAGAUGAGCUAAACGUCAAUAAUCCUAUUUAUUAUGGUAAGACCGAUCCUUUUAAAUUCACAGAGUCAGCAGAUUACAUUGACGGAGCCAUUUAUGCAGAGCCAAGCAAAGUAUUGAACACAAUAACUGAAGUCACAAUUGAUAAUCUCAAUGUCAUUGAAAUGCUUGGGGUUGGUAAUUUCGGUGAAGUCAUUCUUGCGACUACCAUCGAUCUAAGUCUUAAGGAUUUACGCCUCAGCUCUACCAAUGAUGACAGAUCCAUUUCUAUUAAAGUUGCUGUCAAAAAGGUCAGAGAAGAUCAGGACAAAAUGGCUCUGGAGGCGUUUCAGAAAGAAGUAAAGUUCAUGUCCCAGCUGGAUCAUGAUAAUGUGGUCCGCCUUUUAGCAGUUAGUGCUGAAAGUUGCCAAGAGCAGUUCAUAGUGAUGGAGUAUAUGGAGAAUGGUGACUUGAAUCAGCACCUGCUCAACCACACCUUCACUGAGUCCCAUCCUCCUCCUGAGUCAUACCUCAGUCCUAAUAUCCUCCUCUCCAUGUGUAUCCAGAUUGCUAAUGGAAUGUCCUAUCUUGCCUCAUGUAAUUAUAUUCAUAGAGAUCUUGCAACUCGUAAUAUUCUCGUCGGUAGAGAUAACGUCGUUAAAGUUGGUGAUUUUGGUCUCAGUCGUAAUCUCUAUGAUUCAGUUUAUUACAAGGUUUCUGGUAAAGCUAAGAUGCCGAUACGAUGGAUGUCAACCGAAUGCUUUUACGGGAAGUUCUCAGAGAAGUCUGAUGUGUGGGCGUACGGUAUAAUGGUAUGGGAGGUCUAUAACAUGUCCCGUGAUGUUCCUUACCAUCAACUGACGGAUGCUGAAGUGCUUGAUGAUGCUCUUAAAGGUCAGUACCGGGUCCUUCCCACUCGACCUACAACGUGUCCUCAAGCAGUUUACAAUAUCAUUAAGAAGUUGUGCUGGGAGUAUCAGACUGAAGAGAGGGGAGGAUUCGCUGAUAUAUACAGCUCUUUGGUUAACGUAGAAAAGACUCUGUAUUCCAGUUAGAUAA
This is a messenger RNA of Amphimedon queenslandica, 2682 nucleotides long. Its product is annotated as class II receptor tyrosine kinase-like. Bases 159 to 2678 code for a protein of 839 amino acids. Gene Ontology annotation, molecular function: ATP binding; protein tyrosine kinase collagen receptor activity; collagen binding. The record is from RefSeq and is a predicted model, not a curated record. Lineage: Eukaryota; Metazoa; Porifera; Demospongiae; Haplosclerida; Niphatidae. Gene Ontology annotation, biological process: multicellular organism development; positive regulation of neuron projection development; positive regulation of phosphatidylinositol 3-kinase/protein kinase B signal transduction. The transcript has 7 exons. Gene Ontology annotation, cellular component: plasma membrane; signaling receptor complex.